UUUAUUAGUCUUGUGGAACUCGCAGAUCCUUUUUUUUGUUUAUAUUUUCCGGAAAGUAGUCUCCAUCUUCCAAAAUUGGCGUUCCAUCUGUGUCUUUUUGAAUCAGUUUUUCUGGGAACUUCUUCUCAUUGGUACCGUGGCAUGAUAAGAUAAACAUGUGAUCCGAUUCUUGCAUUUAUCUUUCAUUUUUACCAAAAAAAAAAUAAAAAUCGUCACUUUCAGUCCCAUGAAAGAUUGCCCGAUUCUUGUCUUAGUCAUACUUCUGUGACCACCACCACCACCACCACCAAUCCACCAUGUACCACCAUUUCUUCAAGAAGUCACUGUCUCGUUUGUCCUUUCAUGGCCGGACCAGAAUCCUUCCAUCCUAUAAUAAUAAUAAUCAGGGGAGUUUCCGGGGCCUCAGUCAAUUCUCAUCAUCGGAGAAACUUGAUAUCGAGUCAUCGUGGAAAUCCUUGGAGGGUCUACUCAGAUGUCCUGCAAAUUAUGUUCCUUUAACACCCAUAAGUUUUCUGAAUCGAUCUGCCAAGGUUUUUGGAGACAGAACCUCGGUUAUAUAUGGCUCUCUCAGGUGUACUUGGGAACAGACUCAUUCUAGGUGUCUUAAGCUAGCUUCUGCAUUAGCCCAGAUGGGGAUUUCACGGGGUGAUAUUGUUGCCACGUUAGCUCCAAAUAUACCAGCAAUGCAGGAACUGCAUUUUGCGGUGCCAAUGGCUGGAGCUCUCUUAUGCACAUUGAACACUCGCCAUGAUUCAGCAAUGAUUGCAGUCCUGUUGCGCCAUUCUGAGGCCAAGCUUAUCUUUGUUGACUACCAGUUUCUUCAACUUGCUGAAGGUGCAUUUGAAAUCCUUGAGAGAGAACAAAGAAAGCCACCGAUACUUGUAGUAAUCCCUGAAUCAGACGGACAAUCUCCCAGUGCUGCUAAUCCCAAUGCGUAUGAGUACGAGUCUCUACUAGCAACUGGAGAAGAUAGUUUUCCUAUCAGGUGGCCUAAAACUGAAUGGGAUCCGAUAAGUGUAAAUUACACCUCUGGCACAACAUCGCAGCCAAAAGGGGUUGUUUAUAAUCACAGAGGUGCAUACCUCAAUGCCAUUGCCACAUUUUUAAUUCAUGGUAUGUCACAGAUGCCCGUUUAUCUCUGGACUGUACCAAUGUUCCAUUGCAAUGCAUGGUGCCUGGCCUGGGGAUUGGCAGCCUUGGGAGGUACCAAUGUUUGCCUCAGAAGUGUCCGGCCAAAAGAUAUAUUCGACAAUAUUGUUUCUCACAAGGUCACUCACAUGGGAGGUGCACCCACUGUCUUGAACAUGAUUGUAAAUUCACCGGCAAGUGAUCAAAGGCCGCUCCCUCACACGGUUGACAUAAUGACUGGUGGUGCACCCCCGCCUCCCCAAAUCCUUUCCAAGAUUCAGGAGCUCGGCUUCAGAGUUUCGCAUCUUUAUGGACUCACAGAAGUUUAUGGUCCAGGAACAUCCUGCAUAUGGAAGCCUGAGUGGGAUUCCAAGCCUCCUGAUGAACUAGCAAAACUAAAAUCGCGGCAAGGCGUUCAGCAUCUUGGUUUGGAAGAAGUUGAUGUGAAGGAUCCUGUGAACAUGAAUAGUGUGCCAGCUGAUGGUCAAACAAUUGGCGAAAUCAUGUUUAGAGGAAAUACUGUGAUGAGUGGAUAUUUAAAAAAUUUGAAGGCCACAGAAGAAGCCUUUAAAGGGGGGUGGUUCAGGAGUGGUGAUCUUGCAGUGAAACAUCCAGAUAAUUACAUUGAAGUUAAAGACCGUCUCAAGGAUGUCAUAAUCUCCGGGGGCGAAAAUAUAAGCAGUGUUGAAGUUGAAACUGUUCUGUUCAGUCAUCCAGCAAUUCUUGAGGCUGCCGUUGUAGCAAGACCGGAUAAUCACUGGGGUCAGACCCCUUGUGCAUUUGUGAAGUUGAAGGAUGGAUUUACUGUUGAUGAUCAAGAAAUAAUCAAAUUUUGCAGGGACAGAUUGCCGCAUUACAUGGCACCAAGGACAGUAAUUUUUGCAGACAUUCCUAAAACAUCAACCGGCAAGGUACAGAAAUUCUUUUUAAGGGAGAAAGCAAAGGCCUUGGGCAGCCUUUUCUAAGCAGCAAAUAGCAUGAAUGCCCAGAAAAUUAACAACCUGGCAGAUACAUACAAAGAGGGAAGAUCAUAAGAGCUUCUUUCUGAUAGCUUGUGGAAAAAUGCUCACUCAUCAAGAUCAUAACAGCGACACAAUUCAUAAGAAGAUUCUAUAUACCAAUUCUGAACAGAAUUUACCAAACAAAAAUAGUCUUUGCUGUCAUUGUAGAUGCAGUUUAUCAUAUCUGGAAGCAAAAGAAUGCAGUGAAAUUUGAUAAGCAAGUGUUGAAGCCGGAAAAUGUGGUUCAAGCAAUUAUACAGGAGGUCAGGUGGAAGGUUCAUUGGUGCCGUAAAAGAGCAAGGCAAAGUGAGAAAGAGUUUAUGAAGAACCUAGGCAUGACUGUUGCUUAAUGAUUGAAAUCUGAUGUAAUAGAUCUGAAAUAUGUACAGGACUUUGAACUCAGUGGUUUGUGAGUAAUAGUAUUUACCAUCU
Messenger RNA from Oldenlandia corymbosa var. corymbosa, 2561 nucleotides. The record is from the annotation of a GenBank genome assembly. Lineage: Eukaryota; Viridiplantae; Streptophyta; Magnoliopsida; Gentianales; Rubiaceae.